GGGCCUUUUAUAAAGGAAAUGGACUAGGAAACUCGGCGUUGGAUCCAAACCAGCUUUAGAACACGUGUGUGGUUUCAGUUUGCGCCGCUGCAUCUACAGUACUUACGUAAGCAUCACUGCAAAGAGAUUGUGUUCGGAUUCGCCCGAUCAAAAAUGGAUAACCAAACUUGUAUAUGAACAGACAGACCUACACAACGCUCCAGUUUCAAAGGCCCCAAUACGUCUCUUCAUCUCGCCGCCGGCUCGAAGGAAGAAACAUAGAGUUUCUCAUUGAUUGAUCAAAGCAAGCCCCUUUACGUGACUAAAUGUUGAAGGAAGAUUUUGAUGUGCUCAAGUGUACGGAAGUCGAUAAUGGGAAGACACAGGAAGAGCUGAAUUUACCUAAGGGAUAUAGAUUUUCUCCGGAUGAUGAUGAAUUAGUUCUGUUUUACUUGUUUAACAAAAUUCUAGGUCGUCCAAUCCCUUUAACUGAUGUUAUAAAAGAACUUGACCUGUAUGAGCAUGAUCCGGAUCAGAUACCCCGAGGUGAUUAUAGACAUGGUACCAAGGGCAAUGAAGCAUACUAUUUCACUAAUGUUGAACAGAUUUACAGCAGUGAAGGGAAAGGCACUAAAAGAACUACAAAGGGUGGUUACUGGAAGGUAACUACUGAGAGAGAGCAGGUUACAUAUGGGGAUGACAAAGUAGUUGUUGGGUUUAAAACUUCUAUGUUAUUCAAUAAAGGACAUGUGCCAAGAAGGAAGCUAAGUUCAUUUGUCAUGCAUGAGUACAGAGUUAAUCCCAGCAUAGUUCCUGUUGGUGUGCUUAAUGACAGCAUAAGGGCAAAGAUUGAGCGAUUUGUGGUGUGCAAAAUUGUAAACAAGGAUGUAGAGAUUCUUGAUAUGCAUCAGACAUAUAAAAUGGAACCAGAGAUGCUCGACAAUGAAGAAGAUAGUGAAUCAAAUUGAUAUGGCGAACUACAGUAGGCUGGCUAUAUGUUAGGACCAAUUUUUGCACUGUUAGUUCUGGUUGUAAGUUUCUGAAUCUUUGAUGUAAGGCAAGUUGAUUAGUCUUUUCUGGUUAUCUAUCAAAAUGAAUCCAUGUGCGAUAUACUUUUAUCGUCAUUCAAUCUAGUGUAUACUUGAUUUUGUACUCAGUAAAUAUAUUCGGAAUCAACACAGCGUUAAUUCAAUUAAGUCACCAUUGAUGUUUUGAUAAUAAACUCUAGCAGAAAGUACCCAUACAGAAAGAAUCGAACAUCAACAAACUACACAUGAUCUAAACAACUCGGUGAGAACAUUUUCGUUUAAAUUAUGCCCU
Molecule: messenger RNA, 1299 nt
Organism: Argentina anserina (silverweed cinquefoil)
Lineage: Eukaryota; Viridiplantae; Streptophyta; Magnoliopsida; Rosales; Rosaceae
Product: NAC domain-containing protein 41-like
Exons: 4
Coding region: 306-947 (213 amino acids)
Biological process (GO): regulation of DNA-templated transcription
Molecular function (GO): DNA binding
Source: RefSeq, a predicted model, not a curated record